Messenger RNA from Sander lucioperca (pikeperch), 6426 nucleotides. Its product is annotated as paxillin-like. The transcript has 14 exons. Lineage: Eukaryota; Metazoa; Chordata; Actinopteri; Perciformes; Percidae. The record is from RefSeq and is a predicted model, not a curated record. Bases 278 to 3955 code for a protein of 1225 amino acids. Gene Ontology annotation, biological process: endothelial cell migration; substrate adhesion-dependent cell spreading; transforming growth factor beta receptor signaling pathway.
GUAGGGGCUAGUGGGCAGACAGGGGGCUGGAUGUGGGCUGUUGGAGACUCCAGGGGGGCAGCAGGAUAUGUGUGUAUGAGUGUGUGUGUGUGUUUGAGUGUGUGUUAAAGGCUCGUCGAGCAGCAGGGGAACUUGAAAACUUCACUGCGUUCAGCGACGGAGAUCUGUGAUCGGAGAGGGUCAGCGAUUGGGAGCUGAAUCGGCUGCUUACAGUCCAGCUGUGAUCGACAGAGGAAGACCGGUCCACUUCUCAACAUUGGAACGAUUUCCGGCCAACAUGGAUGAUUUAGAUGCUUUGUUGGCGGACCUUGAGUCCACAACAUCCCACAUUUCCAAACGUCCGCUCUUCCUGUCUGACGAGACUGCCUACUCCUUCCCUGUUGGGGGUCAGACCAAGCAAGACCUCUGCUCUCCGCCCCAAGUACCACCCACUCCCUCUGAGCUAAACGGACUUGAUGAAACAGAGUCCUUCAGCUCAGCUCAGAGAAGCCCCUGGUCUAGAGAUAGCAGCAGUCCAACUCAACCCAUUGGUGAAGAGGACCACGUAUACAGUUUCCCUAAUAAGCAGAAGAGUAGUGAGUCAUCAGCCAUGAACUCAUCCUUGGGCAGCAACCUGUCUGAGCUGGACCGCCUGCUUUUGGAGCUUAACGCUGUCCAGCAAAGCACCCCUGCCUUCCCCACAGAAGAAGAAGCAGCUCCCCCGCUGCCUGCCAGCAGCGUCAUCCACCACGUCCAGGAGAAUGGUGUCUCUACUGUAGGCAAGGCUGCUCCACCUGUAAUAGACAAGCCCAAACGCAGUAUGGCAGCUCGGGGAAUAGAGGAUGUACGACCAAGUGUAGAGAGCCUUCUGGAUGAGCUGGAAAGUUCUGUGCCCUUACCCAUUCCGACACCAUUGAUUGUGUCAGACGGACAAACCGAUGGACAAGAGGAAACACCAGCACAGCAGCAAGCCAGAAUGUCUGCCUCCUCUGCCACACGAGAGCUGGAUGAGCUAAUGGCCUCCCUGUCUGACUUCAAAGUCCAAAGCAAUUCUGGUUCUCAGUUGUCUCUGAAUCAGGAAGCUGUAGACCCUUCCUUGGAAGCUGGUUCCCCACGAACCUCUCAAUCUAUAGAUCCUAGUAUUGAUUCAGUGGAUACUCUUCUACCUUCUAGUUACACUACUCCUUCAUGUACCCCUCUUCCAUUGGAACUCCAUAUAGAUGAAGAUGGUUGUUCAGCCCCUACAGCUUCAGAUGGUUCCACUGUAGUCAUUGCAUCAUCCAAGAGCCUUCAGUACUCCCAGAUCCAACAGAUAGAUGAUGGUAGCAGUGUCACCUCUGAGAUCUCUCAUGUAGAGAGCCUCAGUAUCUCCAGUACCACAAAGCCUGCUAGUCAAGCUGAAGUCAACAGCCCUACAUAUAUGUCAAUCACUAAUGCUAGUAAAGUCUCAAGUACACUUGGAAAGAGCUUAAGCCCAGUUACUGUUGGCAGAAGUUUUAGUCCAGUAGUUGUUACCAAGAACCCUAGUCCUGUUACUGUGUCUAUAAACCCCAGUCCCAUUCUUAGAGCCAAGAGUCCUAGUCCACCUGAUCUUAAAUGCUCCAAUCUAAAUCAGUCUUACAAGAACCCAAGCCAAAUCCCUAAAAGCUACAGUCUUGUUCCUAUAAGUCAUAGUCCAGAAGCAGCUGCAAAGACCACUAGUCCAGUCACAGAUACAAGGCUUUCAAGUCCAGUUCCAAAAAGUGUGAGUCCAGUGACAGUCCCUAAUCUCUCUAGUGCAGUAACUGUUCCAAAGAAUUCAAGUCCAGAAACCGUUCCCAAGAGUGCUAGUCCAGUUUCAAUUCCAAGACUUUCAAGUCCAGUUCCAAAGAUUGCAAGCCCUGUGACAGUCCCUAAUAUCUAUAGUUCAGCAAGUAUACCCAAGAGUUCUAGUCCUGAAACAUUGCCAAUGACUGCUUGCCCAGUAAUACCCCCAAGAAUUUUAAGUCCAGUGACAGUUCCAAAGAGUGGAACUGCAAGUCCUAAAAGUCCUGCCUCAGUCAUCAGAAAAAUGUACACAGUUUCUGGCACCAGCAGUCCCAGAGCUUCACCAGUUCCAUUUGCCGAUGUACCAUCAAAUAGCCUGUUUCCCCCUCUUACAGAAAAGCAGGGAGGUGAAAUGCUGGAUUUAACAUGGCCGUGUCGGGAGCCUUUAUUAGAUGAUGCUUUAGACAAACUCUUAGCCCCCGACUACACUCAGACGAGUGAGAACCAGCCACCUGCUUCCAUUAUGCUCGGAGAUGAAGACAGGUCUUGGGAGGAGGAAGACGGAAUUUACCCUGAUCUCAGUCGAGAGGGAACCCUGACACCCAUGACUGAGUCCAGCUGGAUGGAUGAGUGUUUCACCCCCUCCACCUGCCCCGGGACACCAGAUGCAGCGCUGGACCUUCCCACUCAGCAGCCCUCUGCUGUCGAGCGGCUAUCUGCUUCUGGCCAACUCAAGUCGGUUAUCCGCCGCACCAAAGAGACCUCCAACGUGCAUCCAAUGUUCAGGGAGGGAAUGUUAAGACGUAAAAUGGGACCGGUCAUUGUGAAUAAGAGCAACUCGCAAGACCGACUCAUUGAGGAGCUACAGGGGAAACUGGGAAUUGGGCGAAUGGAACGCAAGCGUAAGCAACAGCCAGAUGAUUGGAUGACAGAGGGAGUCAUCGUCAUGUCCAACCCACAGCGAACACGGGAAGAAAGGGUCCAGCCACCUGUGGAUAAGAUCAUCAUCCCUCCAGAAUCACCUGCCCCACAGAGAAAAGUCCUCCCCCCUCCGCAAUCUCCCCCAGCACCCAAAAAGCCACCCCCAGUCAAGCAUACUCCUCCACCGCUACCUCCUCCACCUCCGACCCCUCCCCCUCUCCCUCUCCCUCCUCGAGAACCUACCCCUCCUCGAGAACCUCCCCCUCCUCCCCCCAAGGAACCUACUCCUCCCCCUAGGGAACCUACUUCUCCCCCUAGGGAACCUACUCCUCCCCCUAGGGAGCCCACGCCUCCCCCUGUGCAGCCCCCUCCAUCACCUAGCCCCCCUCCCAAACCUGUCACACCACCUCCCCCUCCCAAGGUCUUUGUAUCAGUGGGUUGUCAGACCGAGUAUGACCCCAUCUUCCCACCAAUACAGAUCCAGUCCCAGGGAAAGACUUCUCCCACGGGUCCCCCCAAACCAGCCAACAAGCUGGACAACAUGCUGGGAAGCCUGCAGUCCGACCUCAACAGACUCGGAGUCCAGACGGUGGCUAAAGGUGUCUGCGGAGCCUGCAAGAAACCUAUUGUUGGACAGGUGGUGACUGCCAUGGGCAGAACGUGGCACCCCGAGCACUUUGUGUGCACCCACUGCCAGGAGGAGAUAGGCUCCAGGAACUUCUUUGAGCGUGAGGGGCAGCCUUACUGUGAGAAAGACUACCACAGCCUGUUCUCACCACGAUGCCACUACUGUAAUGGACCCAUACUGGAUAGAGUAGUGACUGCUUUGGACAAGACUUGGCAUCCAGAGCACUUCUUCUGUGCCCAGUGUGGAGCCUUUUUCGGACCAGAAGGUUUCCAUGAGAAGGAUGGAAAGGCGUUCUGCAGGAAGGACUACUUUGACAUGUUUGCCCCUAAAUGUGGUGGCUGUGCCCGUGCCAUCCUGGAGAACUACAUCUCUGCUCUCAACUCACUCUGGCACCCUGAAUGCUUCGUCUGCAGGGAGUGCUUCACUCCAUUCAUAAACGGCAGCUUCUUUGACCACGAGGGCCAGCCGUACUGUGAGGCGCACUACCAUGAGCGGCGUGGCUCGCUGUGCUCUGGCUGCCAGAAGCCCAUCACCGGUCGCUGCAUCACCGCAAUGGGCAAGAAGUUCCACCCAGAGCACUUUGUGUGCGCCUUCUGCCUCAAGCAGCUUAACAAAGGCACCUUCAAGGAGCAGAACGACAAGCCCUACUGCCAGGGCUGCUUUGUUAAACUCUUCAGUUAGACUGUGUGAUUGUGUAUAAAUGUGUGUGCACGCGCCUCUACACAUUUAUUUACAUGUCUGAAUGCACGUGUGGAUGUGUGUGCACUCACAUGUCUAGCAUGUAUGAGUCAGUGAAGUAGUUUUUCAGAAUGAGGGCGUUGGUGCACUAGUGAAUCACAUCAUUAGGGUGAGAAAUGUCUUCUUCUAUUGACCCUUCCCUGGCUGUCCAACCUCUCAGGCUUGGCAUUUCAUACUUUUUCUGAAGACAUUUUUAACAGAGCCCAAAGAGAUUUUCAUUUAGUUUUUCUCCUGUGUGCAGCAAAGAAAACACGCUAAUUUACCCAUGUGUGUGUGCAUAUGUGAGCAUAUGGGCGUCCUCAGAGCCUUUAUUUGUAAAUGAUUUAAUUCCCCCAAAGCAGGCAAGACCUAACACCCUAUGUUGGUUUUAUGCAGAUGAGACAGCUGCUUGAUUGCAUGGACCAUUGACUUAAACAGUUUUAGAAUAUUUUGAGUGUUCAAUACAUAGUGCUUGGCCAAUGAGUGUUGGAAUAAUCUAUGAAAAAUAUGUAUUUUUGUAGCUUCGGAAACUUUAAAAAUAACCAUGAUAUAUGUACAUUCAUACAGACAGAGACACACACACACACACACACACACACACACAGAACUUCUCCUUCUUUAAAAUACCAGUUCAAACUCUGCACACUCCAACCACAGAUCUCUUGAUGAGACCGUCUUAAAGUGCAUUUUACAGGUGUCUGCAAGAUAUUAGCUAGUCCUUAUUUUUCUACUAUUUUACUAUGAAAAUAAACCCAGAUGUUUUCUCAGUUUCACCAAACAUUACACUCACAUUUCUGCUCUUGUACGUUGAUUAUUUCCCAUUGGGAGUGAAAUCAAACUUUAGAAAGUCACUAUAUUGAACUUUUGUAGCAACUUGGAACUUCAUUUUUACUUUCCUACUGCAAAGUGUGUACUGUGUCAUUUUACAUUAAUAAUGUUGAAAUAAAAUGAAACGGUUGCGAUUGAUGAUGACAAAAAGUAGGUCUUUAAGAAUAACAUAUGUACUAUGGUUAUUAAUGUUGAAUUUAUGGUGCAAUUUAAAACAAGCCAAAACAAAGUUGAUUGUCUUUACUCCAGAUUAAAAGUGGAGAUGUUCCUGCUGUAUUUACCCACACAGAAUAAAUUCAGAAGAAUUCAAUUCAGAACAAAUGAUGCUUCAGUUUAACAUCUUUCUCAUAUUUUACUAUUGCUACUAUUGUGAAUUUAUCACUGUAUUUAAUCUAUUAAUAAGGCUGGUGCGACAUUUAAAAUAUGGUUGUGCUUUUGGAUUAGAAGCAUGCUUUCUUUUAUGUGGAGUUUUAUCAGCACUAGCUGCCAGUUGCUGUUACAAUCAGAAUCUAAAUUUGUACACCUGUAAUAUGCUCGACUUUGUGACUGAACUGUGUUUUGUCGCUGUUUGAUGGAAAUAUAUAUAUUUUUGAGCUGUUUGGGCUCACACUGAUAUGCAAAGAGCUGGCUCUAAUGACAUGUAGGCUAACAAUAGUUGAUCAUGUUCUCACACACAACACGUACCAGCUUUGAUUCCAGUGUGUCAGGAAGCGCAGCCCUCUUUAUUUUCAUUAUGAGUCAUAAGCUAUGAUCCUGCUGUCUGAGUUGAUAUCAGCACUUUGCUCACUGAUGGAAGCUGGAUGUUGGUGUUAGCUGGUCAGGAAUCAGUAUACAACACCAAGCCAGGGCCAAGCAUCUAGCCACAUUUAUGUAAUGAUUCAUUUCAACUUUAUUUUACUUGUAGCUCUGUUUUGUCACAUAUGAGACAAUGAGUGAUUUUUGAUUUGACAAUAUUGCUUGUCUUUAAUUUGAUCACUAUGUGUGCACCUAGUGAAUAUGCAGUAUCCGCAUUGUUUUUACUUUGAGAAAAUGUUUGCUUCUGUGCCAAAUGUGUCAAUGCAAUAAGGUCUUAUACACUGUGGAGUUCUCAACUUUUUCCUGUGAUUUGACUCUUUAUGUGCUUAACUCUAGGAGAGGCUUUGUCUGCUGUGGUGCAUCUUAACUCUGAACACCCAAAAGUUUACACUGUAAUAGACAAGCCCAGGAGAAACUGCCUGUACCGAGUCAUUCAGCAGACAGUAUAGUGUACACUUGUAGCUGUUUCAGAUUUACAGGAAGUAGCAGGGGUAAAUGAACAGAUGUGACUUCAUUUUGCCCCAUGUAUAUUUAUCUGCUUACAGUAUAUUGCCUUAUAGUUUUUGCUUCUGUAAAGAAUUUGUAAAAACAAAACAAAAAAAAAAAUCAAAGCCUUUUACUGUUAAUGAGAUAACGUGAACUUUUGCUUUGUAAAUGGAGACAUUCAUGGGAUCUUUUACCAUUUGAAUUUUUUCAUGAUCCACAAAUUUGACUGACUGUGUGGGUGGGGUGUAUGUGGGUCCUGAUUACUGAAUGAUUAUAUGAAUGAUUAUAACUGCUGCAAAUAAAAUAAGAACUUUAUUUCUGGCAUU